Molecule: messenger RNA, 2323 nt
Organism: Dipodomys ordii (Ord's kangaroo rat)
Lineage: Eukaryota; Metazoa; Chordata; Mammalia; Rodentia; Heteromyidae
Gene: Zdhhc7
Product: zinc finger, DHHC-type containing 7
Exons: 7
Coding region: 200-1123 (307 amino acids)
Biological process (GO): peptidyl-L-cysteine S-palmitoylation; protein targeting to membrane
Cellular component (GO): Golgi apparatus; endoplasmic reticulum
Molecular function (GO): protein-cysteine S-palmitoyltransferase activity
Source: RefSeq, a predicted model, not a curated record
AGCCAGGGUGAGGGUCACGUGGCCGCAUGCUCACACCUUCCAGUGCAAACAACAAAGCAAGUCACGUCUCUAGUCAGCUCUUGAUGCCUUUCAGGUCCUGUCUCGAAGGCCGGCAUGCACCUUAAGAUCCUCAAGAAAAGGCACAAAAUGUUCGCGUGAUGGUCAGUGCUGACCUGUGAGGGGUUCGCGUCUGGGAAUCAUGCAGCCGUCAGGACGCCGGCUGCGGGACGUGGAACACCAUCCUCUGCUGGCGGACGACAAUUACGACUCGGCGUCCUCCUCGUCCUCCGAGGCCGACGUGGUGGACGGGGUGUGGUUCAUCCGCGAUGGCUGUGGCGUGGUCUGUGCCAUCGUGACCUGGCUGCUGGUCGUCUACGCAGACUUUGUGGUGACGUUUGUCAUGCUGCUGCCCUCCAAAGACUUGUGGUACGCGGUGGUGAACGGGGUGCUGUUCAACUGCCUGGCGGUGCUCGCGCUGUCGUCGCACCUGAGGACCAUGCUCACCGACCCCGGGGCAGUUCCCAAGGGGAAUGCUACCAAGGAGUACAUGGAGAGCCUGCGGCUGAAGCCGGGCGAGGUGAUCUACAAGUGCCCCAAGUGCUGCUGCAUCAAGCCCGAGCGCGCCCACCACUGCAGUAUUUGCAAGAGAUGUAUCCGGAAAAUGGACCAUCACUGCCCCUGGGUGAACAAUUGCGUGGGAGAGAAGAACCAGAGGUUUUUUGUGCUCUUCACUAUGUACAUCGCCCUGUCCUCGGUCCACGCGCUCAUCCUCUGUGGGCUCCAGUUCAUCUCCUGUGUCCGUGGGCAGUGGACCGAAUGCAGUGACUUCUCCCCUCCCAUAACGGUGGUCCUGCUGAUCUUCCUGUGCCUUGAGGGUCUCCUGUUCUUCACGUUCACGGCAGUCAUGUUUGGCACCCAGAUCCACUCCAUAUGCAACGACGAGACGGAGAUCGAGAGACUGAAGAGCGAGAAGCCCACGUGGGAGCGGAGGCUGCGGUGGGAGGGGAUGAAGUCCGUCUUUGGGGGUCCUCCCUCACUCCUCUGGAUGAACCCCUUUGUCGGCUUCCGCCUCAGGCAACUGCAACUCAGGCCCAGGAAAGGGGGCCCCGAGUUCUCCGUGUGAGCCUCCGGCCGGCCCGACUCAGUCUCAGACAUUUGUUGUCACUGGAGUCAGCGGUGGCGGCGGCCUUGCCCACAUCGGGACCAGCAGCAGGUGGAGCUGCCCAGCUGCUGCGGGCGGCCAGUGGCUCCACGGACCCAGGGCCUGUCCCGAGGGAAGGCUGUCCCCCUUCCUGCACAGCUGUGUUGUCAGGAGGCUGUGGGGUGCUACAUGGGUCAGGAACCCCAUGUACCAAGCUGCUCUUCUCAAUCCAAGAUGGCAGGCCGUGUGGCUCCCUGGCCGGAAGGGGCGUCUCCACAGAGACCCGGCGGCCCGGGCAGGCUCUGGCUCUGCACUGAACAGCAAGUCCGUGUGUGCGUCCAUCUGUGUGUGUGUCUGUGCGCGCGUGCAUGUGUGUCAAAAUCGGCAGUGUGACAUUUACUGGUGUGUGCAGCAAACAAGCUAUUUUUAGACACCGCCGUUUCAGGGAAGUGGGGUGGGCUGGUGGCCCCGCAGGGGCUCCUGUGAAUGUAUUGCACACGGAGAGCCGGAUCCAAAGAGCAGUCAUUCCUGCGCGGCCCUCUGCGGCCGCGUUUGCAUUUUACUUUCAGAUCCACAGUGCUUGAGGCCCAGGGCUGAGCUUGCGGUUGCUCCGGCCGCGCCGUGCACAGCCCCGCGAGCCUGCGGCCCCUCUGGGCACCUGCGCCGCGCUGGUGGCUUUGGUUUUUAUGUUCGUUCUCUACCCACAGCACAGGUGAUAACUGGACCCUUGGUGCGAGAGAGCUUAAAAUUAUGCCAGGAAGCAAACAGCUCCCCUCUGCGGGGCUUGCCUUAAACUUGCCCGCUGUCCCUUCGCUGCUGGCCGUGAGGAGGCGCCACGCCCGUGCCCGCUGACGGGGGUGCCCGCCUGGGCACCGGCUGCCUUCCUGUCUGCUGUGUGUCGGCCUCGGUCGCUCUGCGGUGACCGCUGGUGACAAGCCUGAGGGAAGGGACAGACUCACAGCCAGAGGUCAGCGCGGGUUGACCAGGACCGUGUCCAGUAGUCGCUGCACACCGUGUCUGGCUUGGACACGGGUGGGAGGCUUGAAGUAUGUCCAACCUAUUCAAUCAAAGUCACUAUCACAGCGGUCCGCACCGCGAGACUUGGCGAAUCAAGUAUACUUGACUUUCAACCUCUCCUUUCAAUGUAACUUUUAUAUAAAAUAAAGUAACCAAUGGACAGUU